CUUUAUCUGCAGCCUCGACUUGGGGAUCCAUCUCAUCCAACGCUCCCGUGCUCGGUAGAGCAGUGUGAAGGAGCCUUCUCAACGAAUCGCUCGCACCGAAGGCGGGAUCCGUCGUGAGAAUGUUUCGGCUUCGGAACCUCGUCGCACUCUCAACUCUGUUCGGACUUUGUGUCUCGCAGAAACCAGUGGACGUGUUCCUGUCUGCUAUCCGAAACGGUGAUGAUAUCAGCCUGGUGCCCGGUAAGCCACCGGGAGCCUUAGCCUGGGCCAGUUACCAGAACUCGAUCACCAAGGAAGGGUGGUCGUACCUCGAAAUAAGGACAAACCCCUCCUAUGAAGAUGAGGUCACGGCCUACGCUGCGGGGGCUCUGGAAGGAACUCUCAGUCGCGAUCUGAUAAGGAAUCAUUCCAAGAAUAUGUUCGGUGACUACUGCGUGAACAAUGCGGAAUACUGUGUCAAACUACGGACCUACUUCACGAGACAGCUGAAGUUCAUGAAUGAGCGAUCUCUGGAAGAACGCUAUAGGUCUCCCUUCUGGAAUCAGGUGUAUCUGAUUCUGAAACAAAUGGCGGGCAUAAGGGACGGCUACAGCCAGGCGAUGCUGAAUGCCAGCGGGGGAUACGAGGACCUGGAUUUUCUCUAUUUCAUAAACAAUGAGGGAGCCCUCUUCGACUUGGAAUCGGUUUUCGGACGGGUCCCGGACAACAACAGCAUCAGCUUGAUCUCGCCGUGUUCGCUCCUCGUCAAGAUUGCGGAGAAGGACGUCAUAAUCGGUCAUAGCGCAUGGACUUCUUAUCGAACCAUGCUCCGAGUUCAGAAGAAAUACAUGAUGCCCUUCGAGGUCUAUCAUGGUGCUGGGUAUCGCGUCCCAGGCCAUUCGAUCUCGAUGUCUUCAUAUCCGGGGAAAUUGAACUCCAUGGAUGACUUCUACGUAGUUUCGACCGGUCUUGCCGUCUCCGAAACCACGAAUAAUGUUUUCAACAAGGCACUGUUUCUCGACCUCGGAACCGAAACUGUACCCACGGGUUUUCGAGCAAUGGUCGCGAAUCGGCUCGCAAAAGAUGGACGUCACUGGACCCGGACAUUCGAGAAACACAGCAGCGGUACUUACAACAACCAAUGGGUGGUUCUCGAUUACAACAAAGUCGAGCUGACAGCUGCGGGAGUGACUCUGGCCAACGAAGCUUUCUGGAUUCUCGAGCAACUACCGACGCUUAUCGUAGCCCAAGACAUGACAGAAGUUCUUCAAAGCCAAGGUUACUGGGCGAGCUACAACGUCCCGUAUUUUCCGGCGAUUUACAACGAGAGCGGUUAUGAAGCCAAAUUCCGCGAGCACGGAGAUUUUUACGGUCAUGACAGCUGUCCGAGAGCGAAAAUUUUCAGAAGAGACGAGUUCAGAGUUUCUGACGCUGCUUCGAUGAUGUCCCUCCUCAGAUACAACGACUACAAGGAGGACCCUCUGAGUCGAUGCAACUGCACUCCCCCCUACAGCCCAAGCUACGCGAUCGCUUCCCGUUACGAUCUAUUCGAGAAAGAUGGUCACUACGACCACGAGGGCAUGAAACUGGGAGCAGCCGGAGCGAUCGAUGCCAAAGUCGCUGAUGCGAGAUCGAUACGUGACUUCAGCUUCCUCGCGAUCUGUGGACCGACGAAUGAUAUCCAGCCGACGUUCUCGUGGAGCGAGUCAGUGUUCAGCCAAAGACCUCUUGGACACCCAGACGUAUUCGAUUUCAAGCCUGUCCGGCAUAAGUGGACUCUCUAAAUGCUUGGGCACUCACUGUGAUCCCUAGAGAGACAUUGAUAAUCGAAAUAUGCAUGAUUGAUCUACGACUCUUAGGGCUGUAGUGCGGAGGAUCGAGAGCAGGCUCUGGAAAAUGGUAUUUCGAAGGAUGCAUAUCGAUAUGCUCGUGCGCAAUCUUCUGCGUACGAAUGUUUUUUUCCUGAUGAUGCAUGACGUGCCUUCAGCCCUCUGUGAGAACAGGGAGUUCUCGACCGCGCCCACAACUUUUCUAUGAAUCAUCCUGUCAAAUAAAAUAUUCAGCAGACGACUCUAGA
Galendromus occidentalis (western predatory mite) is the source of this 2056-nucleotide messenger RNA. RefSeq names its product putative phospholipase B-like 2. Gene Ontology annotation, cellular component: extracellular region. Gene Ontology annotation, biological process: phospholipid catabolic process. Bases 120 to 1763 code for a protein of 547 amino acids. The record is from RefSeq and is a predicted model, not a curated record. Gene Ontology annotation, molecular function: glycerophospholipase activity. NCBI's taxonomy places the organism in Eukaryota, Metazoa, Arthropoda, Arachnida, Mesostigmata, Phytoseiidae. The transcript is spliced from 8 exons.